Molecule: messenger RNA, 1767 nt
Organism: Botrytis cinerea B05.10
Lineage: Eukaryota; Fungi; Ascomycota; Leotiomycetes; Helotiales; Sclerotiniaceae
Exons: 3
Coding region: 155-1633 (492 amino acids)
Biological process (GO): regulation of DNA-templated transcription
Molecular function (GO): zinc ion binding; DNA-binding transcription factor activity, RNA polymerase II-specific
Source: RefSeq, a predicted model, not a curated record
GGAUCCUAUUGAAGCUUGACACAUUUGUUUUUGUACACGAGUUGAACCCAACUGCUUUCAAACUCCCAAAUUUUCCAAAGAUCUUUGAAGGUAAGCCAGGCAGUGCACCGAUGAAGGUCUAAAUAACAUCCGAUCUAUUACUUAUCGAAUUCAGAUGGUCACUCGAGGAAACUUCUCAGAGGAGGAGCUUACCUUCCGUAGAUACGGUCCUCGUGGUCAGAGCUAUCCACUGGCUCAAGAGCGCUCCGAGCACCCAUACGGAUCUCGGACGUAUAACGAUGGACGAGGCAAUGAUCGUGGGCCAGAAAACACCGAACCGGGACCUCAUCAAAUGAGGCGCAGGAUUCAGGUAGCGUGUCAAAGAUGCCGAAAGCGCAAGAUUCGGUGCAGCGGCGAAGACAAUGGCAGGCCAUGUUACCACUGCAAGCAGUCCUCUUCAGAACCAUGCGAGUUCUUGAGAGUGACGGCUAUGCGACUGGAACAAGCAAAGGAUCUUCCGGCUGAUUGCUUUGAUGAUAGUUUGCGCCCAAUGUACCGAAUGCCUGCAAACGCCCCAUACAAUAACAAUUACUACCAGACUUUACAAACCCUCAACUUGGGUCCCGAUAGUAUGAAUUAUCGACCAACAAGUUAUUCUAAUUAUGGCUUUCAAGGACCGAAAUUUCUCAAUCCUUCCUUUGACAGCUUUUCCGAAGAACCUGCGGAAUUCAAUCUGUCAAGUUCAACCCCGUAUCAAGUGGCAGUACAAGAUUCCGUUUCUGUGUCUAAUUAUCCAGUGCAGAGCAAUGGGCGGACACGCGUAAACCCUCCAGCGCCAAUGUAUAUGGAGUCAGAAGCAGCUGCCAAUUAUAAUUCAGCAUACCAAGGUUAUAAUGCGCGCUCAAUGGUUGACUCGGAUUCAAAGAAUUUUUGUGCCGCGAACAACACAUGCAUUCCACCUUAUGGAACUGCAAGUGUGGCCACCACAUCUGCGCAAGCUACCCUCAAUAUUACCACCAGUACCGAAAGGCAACUGCCAUACCCAAACAGACAAUACGGGUCCACAAAUGAUGGUAUUUUCAGUUCGCCGAACUCACUUCAGCCGUAUGGAUUUUUGAGCUCAAACAUAAACAGCUCUGCAAAAAUCAACUCUUCGGUUCAAAUGCCCCUGACAAAUCCGUAUUUGAGUGUUUCCACCAGCAGCUCUCACGAAAUUACCACAGCCGCUGCUACAGCUGCUUACCAAUCGGGGCAACAAUCCUCCUUAUCACAACAAGAUUCUGAGAUGUAUGAUGCAUCAACUAUGAACGGAAAUCUGUACUACACCCAGGCCAAUGACUCAACUACAGAUAUAAGCCAUUAUGGAACAAGCAGUGGAAGCGACCACAGCAAAAGUCGUCAAAAUAGUCAGCCUAGCGCUCCUGAUAAUACAUGGCCGACUAAUAACCGAAAGUCUAGCGGCAGCGGAAGUAGUUUAUUAGCAAAUGGACAGACGUAUGUUCCACACACAUCCAGCCAUUAUCCAACCCCAAAUCUGCCCACCCAGAUGCAGAAUCCUGGGCUCUUGCAACUCCCUCCCCAGAUGCCACAACUCCAGCACGAUGGUCUCCCAGCGCCCUCGAGAGAAUAUGUCUCAAGUCUUUCGUCAAGAUAGUUUGACCCUUUGCGCGAUACUCGGGUCCGUGGAAUAAAUAUCUGUUCAAAGCACAACCAGAACAACAUCUGCUUUGAUAAAAACGACGAUAUUAAACCUCGAGGACAUAAAAAUCGACGACUUAGGACCUGACA